Molecule: messenger RNA, 1060 nt
Organism: Habropoda laboriosa
Lineage: Eukaryota; Metazoa; Arthropoda; Insecta; Hymenoptera; Apidae
Product: protein BCCIP homolog
Exons: 4
Coding region: 146-1060 (304 amino acids)
Cellular component (GO): nucleus
Source: RefSeq, a predicted model, not a curated record
AAUACGCAAUAUGUAAUACGCAGUAUUCAUACGUCGCAGUUUUUUUUACGGAAUAAAAUAGAAUAAAAUAUUCGCGGUCUCGUGAAUUAUCGCGCUGAUGGCAUGUCACGUGGUCUGAGUGCGGCUGAACCGUCAGUUUGUGACAAUGGCUGCCCCGGUAAAGAGACGUGAGGUUCAACGAAAUACGGAGGAUAGAAGUAGCGAUGACGAUGAUCAGAGCUCGUCGAACAGUGAGGAUAACGAGCAAAGAUCGCUGGAGGAACAUGCAAUGGUAAUUCAAGUAGACUUUGAAGGAAGAAAUCCAUUAGACCCAGAUUUUCAUGGCAUUAAGACCCUUUUACAGCAAUUAUUUUUGAAAGCUCACAUUGAUUUAGGUGGUCUGACAGAAUUAAUCAUCUCACAAAAUUAUGUGGGCUCGGUUGUUAAACAAUCAGACGAUGUAGCUGGAUCAGAUGACGAAGAGAUUGACAUAGAUGAUGUCUAUGGUGUUACUACAGUAAUUAAUUUAUCUAGUGGACAGAAUUAUGCUUGUAUACAACAACUCAGAGAGUUACUGAAGCAACUGGCAAAUGAACAUGCCACAGAUUCAGCAAAUGCCAUGAUAAAGCAUGUCCUUGAAAAUGACUCAGAAGCCAUAGGCUUGUUGAUCAAUGAAAGAUUUGUCAACAUUCCAGCACAAAUAUCUGUGCCACUUUUGGAGAACUUAAUCUCUGAAAUAAAGAGAGCAAACAACAAAAAAAUGCCUUUCAACUUUUCAUAUUACAUACUGAUCUGCAAACUGUACAAAACAGAAGAUAAAAAUCUAGAAAAGAAAUUUAAACACAAGAAGAAAGAUAACACAGAGGAACCAGCUAUAUUAUGGAGUAAUCCAGAGGAAGAAAUUUUCGCAGAGGAGGCAACAGUCAACUUUGAAUUCUCGGUUGAAAAGGAGUCAGACAGUGGUUUGUCUGGAACAUGGACAGAGGCAGAUGAUGAAAUGGUUCCUUACAGGAGGGUGCUCCUAUUCGAAGCUUCCAAACUCCAACCAAUUAUUGACAAAAUAAAAAACCAUGUUUCUUAA